AUGGGUGUCGGUCCUCUGAAUGAUCUCUUCGAUGUGGUCUUGUAUCAAUUGUUCAAAACCACUCCUGACCAAUUUUCCUUCACUGGGAUGCCAUUAUCUCAAAGGACAACUUGCUGGGCUAUAUGUGCUUCCUAUUUGGCUAUUGUACUGAGCGGCUCCUUCUUGAUGAGAUAUGUCGAAAAGCCAGUAACCUUCAAGUGGAUCUUUUUCUGGCACAAUGCAGUCCUCUCAACCGCCUCCGCUUACCUGUUGGGCCUUUUUAUGGAAAAUUUGAUCCCAAUCAUUUACAACCACGGCUUGUUCUUUGCCAUUUGCGAUGCUGGGGCCUAUACAAACCGGAUGGAACUGUUGUACUAUAUAAACUACCUCUUCAAAUUUUGGGAACUAGCGGACACCGUUUUUUUAGUCCUGAAGAAGAAACAACUCGAGUUUCUGCAUGUCUACCAUCAUGCUGCCACGGCGUAUCUGUGUUUCAUUGAACUAGAUGGACGCACAUCCGUGUCUUGGGUGGUCAUUACUUUGAACCUGUUGGUUCAUGUCAUUAUGUACUAUUACUAUGCAAGAACAACAGUGUCCUCGAAGCCAGUGUGGUGGAAGAAACACUUGACCACCAUGCAAAUCACCCAAUUUGUAAUCGAUCUCGGUGUAAUCUACUUUGCCACGUACAACCUGUACGUUUCUAGAUACUAUAAGCAUUUGCCACACUAUGGUGGAUGUUAUGGCAGCGAAGAGGCUGCCCAAGUGGGUUGUGUCAUCUUGUCAUCGUACCUAUUGCUCUUCAUCCAAUUCUUUAUAAAGACAUACUAUGGCAUCCGUGCCAGUAGGGCUAGUAAGGCUAACGGGGUUAACGGUUCAGCUCCCAAAUCGACAAGAUCGAAAAAGGCAGAAUAG
Synchytrium microbalum is the source of this 891-nucleotide messenger RNA. Its product is annotated as very-long-chain 3-oxoacyl-CoA synthase. NCBI's taxonomy places the organism in Eukaryota, Fungi, Chytridiomycota, Chytridiomycetes, Synchytriales, Synchytriaceae. Bases 1 to 891 code for a protein of 296 amino acids. The record is from RefSeq and is a predicted model, not a curated record. Gene Ontology annotation, biological process: fatty acid elongation, saturated fatty acid; very long-chain fatty acid biosynthetic process; fatty acid elongation, polyunsaturated fatty acid. Gene Ontology annotation, cellular component: endoplasmic reticulum membrane. The transcript has 5 exons. Gene Ontology annotation, molecular function: fatty acid elongase activity.